CCAAUUUAUAAUGAAACAAAUAAACUGGAGUUGAAUACAAACAGAGCAACCCAAACAUUUGAACCAGUGAUUAAUACAAACAAUGUGUUUGUUAACAAAGUGAUAUCAUCAGUCAAAAUGCCUUUCCCUCUUGCUAGUGUAAAUGGCGCCAAUAAAGAUUACGUCUGCUUUAACAACAACAACAUCAACAGCUUCAAAAGUAACAACAAGUUGAAUUCAAUUAAUAAAAGUGUUUUCUUAUCUAAUAAUCCCAAUUUAAUUAAACAAACGGUUCCAACAGUCGACAAUCAAAGGCCAAUAUCUGGUUCAACCAACAAAGUCUCUAAACUGGUUCGCAAUGAUUGGGUAACAGCACCAGUUACUGAUGUACAACCAAUGGAAUCUUUUGGUGGGGAAUACAAGUUGACCAGAAAAGAAGCCAAUAGUUCAUUAUGUACCAGACGUAUAAUGAUUUUACAUGACAAUUUACAAUUUGAUGAAGCCUCCAAAUUCAUCGAAAAAUUGUCUCAGUCAACUUUCGCUAAAGUUAUCAAAGAGCUUUCUAUAGGAUCUUUAAUGGCUACCUUUCCAGGAUCAGUGAAGAUAUUGGAAAUGAUCUACUCUCGGUUUGAUACGCUCGAUCAACAACUACAAGCUGAUAUACCAUUCAAUGAGCUGUUACAGCCGGAAAGAUUUGUGAUUAAUUUAGUUAAACUCUUUGCCCUUCAAAAGCCAAUGAAACCCAAUGGGAAAGGAUCUAGUAGGUUAAACAAGAAUUCAUUUCCUGCGAUGAGAGAAAAAUUUGACUCUAAUCAUCCCGUCAUCAUUUCAUCAAAAAAGAUACUCAAAAUCAUUAUGACCUAUCAACCAUUGACACGUAAAGACUUGGCAACUCGUAAAGCAUCACUGGAUGAAGCUCUUCAAGGCUUAAGUAAUCAUGGUUUGGUUGGUGCUGUUGACCAGUCAUUAACUAGUUUACAUGAUGCUCUCCGCCUUGAAAUUAUUUCCGUAAUUGACCAUUAUAAAGAUAUUUUACUCCGAUUAGAGAAUCUUAAAGAACCAAGCAAUCAAUCAAAAAGGACCGCAAUACUUAGAUCAAUUUCCAGAGCAACUUCAUUAACCUCAGCUGCAAGAUUAAAUUCCGUUAAUAAUUGUGGUGGAAAUAAUGGAAACAAUAUUAAUGGUGUACAGAAUAGUGUUAAUUGUAAUAACACCUUAAAUCAAAAGUCAGCAAGUCUCAAAUUGGAAGAGCUUCAAGAUCGUCUCAUUCAAAAUCAAGUUCUUCUUAAUGCUGUCGAGCCAAUUACAGCUUGUAAUCAAUCUCUUCAAGAAUUAUUAUUAACCCUUCAACAAAGAAUCAACUAUGAUAAACAAGUUUUGUCCCAAUUUAAUCAGCUUCGAAAAGAGUUUAAUACCAAAAGACCUCGAACUUCAGGAUCAAAUGAUUCCGUUUCCUCCAUCUUACCAGUUUUAACCAUAUUUGCUUAUGGUUACAAUCAAGUACUCAAUUUAAUCAAUGAAAUUGUCCCACCAAAUGAAACAAUAAAUUCAGAUGAGGAUUCAAUCGAUUCAACAACCAAAGUAACUGAGCAAUUCGAAAGCACCAACAAGGAUUCAAAUCUUAAAUCUGAACUAAAACCUGAUUCUGGUAAAAAGCAAGAUGAUAAGAGUGAUAAUUCAGAUUAUCACAGUGGAUCUGAACCAGCUAGUCCAAAUAACGACCAUUAUUUCACUAUUAGUUGUCAUAAAGCGGAAAAAUAUGAUACGAUAAUCCACCGGUCAGAUUAUCGGAAGAACCGUAAAACAAUCUCAAGUCUAUUUAAUGAUAAAUCAACAACUGAUUCUUUAUCACCGUCAUCUUCAUCUUCAACCUCAUCUUCAGUUUCAUCACCAGUGCAUUCAACAGGAACCUUUCCAGCAUCAUCUUCAACCUCAUCUUCAAACUCAUCAACAUCAUCAUCUGAACCUUCCUCACCAAAAGAUGCCUCCAAUUCAGUAGCUAAUUAUGGGUCAGCACAAAAUGAUUAUAAUUUUCUCAACCAACAAAACAAUCAUGACUGUCUAAUAUCAAUGAAUGGUGAUGUUAAUUUAUUGAAAAGCAAGCUAAUUGAAGCAACACAAAUGAUUAACGAGAUGAAGGAACGAGAACAACGAUUGAAGGAUAGAUUAGCUGAUCAAGCUCAAAAAAUGCUUUCAAAAGGAUUUAAAUUUGAAAACCUUUGUUUCAAUGAAAAACGACCUACGGCAUUGAUUCGCCGGUAUGGUAAUCUGUAUGCUCAGGCCAGAGUCGAUACACUGGAUGCUUUAGACAAUCUAAAUGCUCUUAAAAAUGCGGAUGAUCUUAAAGCUAAAUUGUUAUUUUCCCUGGUUGUGCUUUCGUUUUGUUCAGUUGAGCAAACAUUGUUCAGAAUGAAGCAACAAAUCAAAAAAGUACUCAAAAUCACGGAAUCAGCCAAAAGUCAAACGAUAUCAGCCGCGAUCGAUGAGAUUGACACUGCAGUAUCGUCUUACCUUCGAGUGACUGUCGAUUCUUUUGAUCCAAGAAACAAUGUUGAAGAGGUUCUAGGUCAAAUUUGUGCCACAUUGUAUGAUUAUCCUUGUUUACGUAGCUGUGAUGGUUUAUUAUUGUACAUUAAAGAUUGUAUCACUCUUGCCUGGACCUUGACCAUCCAAAGUACACCUUUUGUUAUUGAAUAUGGAUCUAGAACUUAUGAUAAAGAUCUACACAUUCGUUUUCAUACCUCAGACCAAUCUUCAAAUACCAUUCGGAGCUACUUAUGGCCAUCUCUAUUGGAAGGUCCUAAUGGACCUUGCGUCCAUAAAGGAGUUGUCAUCACCUAAUCUAAACAAUUAAACUAGGAUUUACUGGAACAUCUUCAGCAACCAAUGACUUGUCACAUUGAUUGUUGAUUUAACUUGCUGUAAAUGUUGACAUUGUUUUCUUAGCCAACCCAACCAAUAUAAGAGUAAACAUGUUUCAUGUCACUCAAAUUAACAGUGAUAUUUUGAUUGACCCGAUCUAACCAAAACUCAAAGAUUUCCAGUUCAUACAAUUCAUUAUUGUAAUUUACUCAACGGUUGUUCAAUUGUAUCACUGUUAUUUAUUUCCAACCUCAACUCAAACACUAUACGAUAUCAAUCUUAUAAUGUUUGAAUGGUUUAGAUUUAGUGCAUUAUAAAAAUGAUUGGUCAUUGAUUGUUCACAUUGUAGCUGAAUCAAGUCGAUUCACUUGGAUAUGAACAAGAUUAUAUCACACAAAAAUGCUAUUAGACCAAUGUUUAAAUUGUUUGCAAUGUCAACAACACAAUGGCAUAAGAUGAUGGAAAAGGAUUGAACUCGGAAAGGUGAAAAUUGUGAUACCGAUGAUUGAAUCUUGCGCAUUUAUCUUCUUUUUUGUCCAAAUAUUUUUUCUUACUACAUUCAUUUGCCAUUCAACUAUUGAACAAGGUUAUUCCCAAAGACUUUGCUUUGUUACAAAAGAGCAGUUUUUGCAGGCAAAGUUGACAAUCAAACCAAUUAAUGGCUCAUCUUUGCAUACAAAGUUAUUACAAAUGUAUAUUGUAACUAUUUAUAUAAAGUAAAAAUUGAUUCAAUAUUACCAAGUGAUUUAUGGUGAUUGAAUGUUUGUAUCAGUUAAGUCACAAUAAAUAUUUGUCAAAUA
This is a messenger RNA of Tetranychus urticae (two-spotted spider mite), 3641 nucleotides long. RefSeq lists its product as uncharacterized. NCBI's taxonomy places the organism in Eukaryota, Metazoa, Arthropoda, Arachnida, Trombidiformes, Tetranychidae. The record is from RefSeq and is a predicted model, not a curated record. Gene Ontology annotation, biological process: mitochondrial protein catabolic process; mitophagy by internal vacuole formation. Gene Ontology annotation, cellular component: mitochondrial outer membrane.